Messenger RNA from Tachysurus vachellii, 1449 nucleotides. RefSeq names its product F-box only protein 7-like. NCBI's taxonomy places the organism in Eukaryota, Metazoa, Chordata, Actinopteri, Siluriformes, Bagridae. The transcript has 9 exons. The record is from RefSeq and is a predicted model, not a curated record. Gene Ontology annotation, molecular function: protein kinase binding. Gene Ontology annotation, biological process: autophagy of mitochondrion; positive regulation of autophagy of mitochondrion. Bases 84 to 1061 code for a protein of 325 amino acids.
ACUCUUCACUGUUUCAUGAGCACACAGUUUUUAGUAAGUUUGUGUGGUCUGAUGCUUUGUGGCUGAGCUGAUGUUGAUCUGAGAUGCUUCCAUUUCACAGUAACAGCAACGUUUUAGCUGAUCAGAACACAGCUCAGAGUCCCGCUGGAUUAUCUACACACCAGUCAGACACCAGUAGCAGCCAUGAGAGCCCAGAUAGCACAUGUGCUACAUGUGAGACUGAGGAGACUGAUAUGGACAGAGGUGAGGCUGAGCAGGAGGCAAUGGGGCACUUCAUCCCUGGGCCCAUGCUGUGCUGUGAAGCUGAGAAAGAUAAGGUUCCUCCCUCUCUAGAGACACUGUACCAGACUGCGCAGUGCAGCAGCACCUCGGACUGCCUGCUGUUAGCAGCCCACGUGUUCCUGCUGGAGACCGGCUUCUUGGCACAGGGUAGUGACAUCAGAGUCGGAGAAAUGCCCAGCAGCUGGCUUGCAUUAGAGUAUCUCUGCAGGCUGCAGUACUUUCACCCAUCCUGUGAGUACAGGCCAGUUCAGAUGGUUGGUAUGCUGAAGGGCCAAACACUUAUUAUAAAAGCCACUAUGACGACAACCGGUGCAGUAGAGUUUUCACAGACACUGGCACUGAAGCCUGACGAGUACGUGACUAAGGAGUGGGCAGGUGGAAAUGCUGGACUGGUCUACAGAGAUAUGCAGAAACUAUCUCGUGUUUUUAAGGACCAGUUGGUUUACCCACUAAUUGCAAGAGCUAGAGAAGCACUGGGUCUGCCUGCACUGUUUGGUCUGACUGUGCUGCCCCCUGAGCUGCUUUUAAGGAUAAUGCGGCUGCUGGAUGUUCCAUCGAUCCGAAAGCUGUCUAAAGUAUGCAGACACCUGCACUCUGUUUCUCAAGAUAACUUACUCUGGAAACACUUUGUGUACCGUGACUUCAGAGGUGGCAAUAGGCACACAGACAUAGACUGGAAAGAGAUUUACGUAUAUAAAAGGAAAUAUAAGGGAAAGCUUUAUGACUGGUUCGAGCUUUUCGAAAGGUUAUAUCAGCAAAGACCAAAUAAAAAUAAAUAAUGAGGCAUUACGCUCAAAUUUCUCCAAUUCAUCUUCACCUCCAAGAUCCCAUCCCUCCUCUACAAAUUCCUCUUUUUUCUCUCGGUGUCAUCAGAGAUGAUGACAGAGAUGAUGACAAUCAGAGACAUGCUCUUCUUCAGGUCAUCCUGCCACGCCAACACCAUGACCAGGGAGAGGCCAUUAUUUCUGGGACAUUACAGAAUAAACUAAAUAUAUUACAAAAAGAUUUAUGUGGACUUUUUAAAUAACCAGAAUGAAGUCAUGAUUUUUUUCAUAACAAGUUUUAAACUGAAAGAUGUAAGGAUGAGAAAAAUAACUCAGCUGUUUGUUUUACAACCACAAACAAAAAUGUAUUUUAUUAGAUUUUAUGUGAUAGACCAACACAAAG